Messenger RNA from Phialemonium atrogriseum, 1368 nucleotides. RefSeq lists its product as uncharacterized. Gene Ontology annotation, molecular function: oxidoreductase activity, acting on the CH-OH group of donors, NAD or NADP as acceptor. The coding region runs from base 91 to 1158 and encodes 355 amino acids. Lineage: Eukaryota; Fungi; Ascomycota; Sordariomycetes; Cephalothecales; Cephalothecaceae. The record is from RefSeq and is a predicted model, not a curated record. The transcript is spliced from 2 exons.
GAGGACAUUGCACUUUCCGUUGUAGCAUCCUAUUUCACUCAAUCUGUCAACACACCUUCUAAUAUUGCAGACCACAUCGCGCUCUCCAAAAUGUCUCUUCUUCCCAGAGAAGGACUGACCCUCGACUUCCUCGCCAGCGGCAUCCGGAAAUCCCUCCUCAAUCCCAACCUAACCCUCCCCGCAGCCCUCGGCAUCCUCCUCUCCACCACCUCCCACUGGCCCUCCACCCUCGAACGCAUCCCCAUCUCCCUACCACCCUGGGCCAAGGCAACCGCCUACUCCCUCGCCGCAACCAGCGCCCUCCUCUCGCUCACCGAGCACCUCAACCACGGAUUCGCCAACAACUGGACGUCGGACCCGUCCUGGGACUGGUCGCGCGAAAUCGUGCUCAUCACGGGCGGCAGCAGCGGCAUCGGCGCGACCGUCGCGCAGAAGCUGCUGCGCGCCCACCCGGCCACGACGCUGGUCAUCAUCGACUUUGCGCCGCUGGCAUGGACGCCGCCACCGCCACCACCAGCGGAGGGGGGGAGAGUCCGCUUCUUCCAGUGCGAUCUGAGCGAUGCCGCCGCGCUGAGGAGGGUGUGCGACGCCGUGAGGACCGAGGUUGGCGAUCCGACCGUGCUGGUGAACAAUGCCGGGUUGUGUCGGGGGUUUUCUGUCACGGAGGGGACGUAUGCGGAUAUCGAAGUCACGGUGAGGACGAAUCUAGUCGCGCCAUUUUUGCUGGUCAAGGAGUUCUUGCCGGCGAUGGUGGAGAAGGAUCACGGCCAUAUCGUAAAUAUCAGUUCAAUGAGCGCGGUGAUUCCCCCGGCCAGGAUGGCGGAUUAUGCGGCUACAAAGGCUGGACUGGCUGCUCUGCACGAGUCGCUUCAGCUGGAGUUGAAGAACAUCCACGGCGCCCGACGGGUCCGUAUGACACUCGCCAUGUUCAGCUUCAUCCGGACGCCGCUUCUCAGGGGGGAGACGCGCCAGUGGAACUUCUUCUUCCCGUUGUUGCAUGUCGAAACGGUGGCUGAAGCCAUCGUCGAGGCACUCUUGAGCGGCCACGGCAGGACUAUCUACCUACCCAAGAUCAUGAGAUACGUGUCUAUCCUGGUACGAUGGCAUUCCCGGAAGGCACUUAUUUUGCAAGAGACUAAUCAACUAUGGCUGAACUAGCGAGGUGGGCCUGAGUGGCUGUUCCGGAUUGCUAGAGAUUCUACAAAGUCGUUGGGCGUGGACUUUAAAGGACGACAGGAAAUUGAUCCCGAGACCGGUGCGCUGCGUGCAGCAUGAAUCACCAAUUAAUGGCUGAAUAACGAGACUCCACGAGAGCGUAGUUUACUUCAUUAGGACCAAUCUGGAUUCUAGAUAAUGUUGAGUUCUAUC